Molecule: messenger RNA, 821 nt
Organism: Trematomus bernacchii (emerald rockcod)
Lineage: Eukaryota; Metazoa; Chordata; Actinopteri; Perciformes; Nototheniidae
Product: galactose-specific lectin nattectin-like
Exons: 7
Coding region: 93-575 (160 amino acids)
Source: RefSeq, a predicted model, not a curated record
ACUAGGUAUAUAAAGAACCCUAACCCUUCCAUGACUAUCACGACUCAUCUGCUCCAGCUGCAAGUACUACUUCAUCUGAUCAUCACAGCAAGAUGGCAUCUGUUGUCUACUGCAUCGUGCUCCUCUGUUUGACCAGUGGACUGUGGAUGGAGGCAGAGGCAAAAAGAGAUUGCUCUGGGAGCUGCCGCCAUGGUUGGACUCGGUAUGAUUGUCGCUGUUUCAUCUUCAGGCAUUAUGAAAUGAACUGGGCUACUGCUGAGAGACAUUGCAUUGGCCUCGGAGGGAAUCUGGCUUCUAUCCGAUCGACCAGCGAGUACUACCAUAUCAGACAGUUGGUGAGAAGCGCUACAGGCACAAAUCGAAAUGUUUGGGUUGGAGGCAAUGAUGGUAUUUGGGAGGGAUGGUGGAUGUGGAGCGAUGGCUCUAGGUUUAGCUUCAAUCACUGGCGCAGCGGGGAGCCAAACAACUAUCAUGGAAAGGAAGACUGUAUGGAGAUGAACUUUAGAGGUGGAGACUCUGUCAACGACGCAGAUUGUCGCGACAAGAUCAAUUUUGUCUGUUCCUCCUCCUACUAAUGAUGAUGUCACAUCUUCAGUCAGGAUGUCACUUCUAGCAGGAUGUCAGGCCUCGAUGACAUCACUGUUUUGAAGAUUUAUCGACACUUCUGAUUCACUUUAAUAUUUAAUCAAUAAACUGAUUCACCCUGCUAAGCAAUAUUUCGGUUCAACACCAGUCUGUCCUGAACAUGUAUUUCUCUCUCUGCACUAUGAUGCUAAAGCUGACCAGCAAUCCAAUCAAUUAAAGCAUAACUGAAAGCUCAA